Echinostoma caproni is the source of this 354-nucleotide messenger RNA. The record is from the annotation of a GenBank genome assembly. NCBI's taxonomy places the organism in Eukaryota, Metazoa, Platyhelminthes, Trematoda, Plagiorchiida, Echinostomatidae.
AUGGCCGAGAAGAAGCCGGAGGUUCCGCAACUUGGUGCGAAGAAUUGGGUGAGAAUAACGCUUACUGCCGCGAGCGUGAAGCCUUUGGAAUUAGUGUCAGCGGAUCUCAUCAAACGGGCCAAGGACCAAAACCUUCGAGUCAAGGGUCCCGUUCGGAUGCCCACCAAGGUACUGCGUAUCACCACUCGAAAGACUCCUUGUGGUGAAGGCUCAAAAACAUGGGAUCGUUUCCAGAUGCGUAUCCACAAACGAGUGAUUGACUUGCUUUCCACUGAUGAAGCAGCCCAGCAGCUGAAACACAUCUACCUGGAACCCGGUGUAAAUUGUGACGUUAAAGUUGCGGGCGAUGUUUGA